CUAGGGUUAAUAGAGAAGGUAGAAACACGUGGUCAUGUGGGUGGGUGGGUCGAAACUUUCGAUCAUUCGGGUUUAAUACCACCGAAUCCGUCUUGCAUCUUUCUUGGGACUUGGUUACCCGGUCCCUUGUGCGUUGCUAACAUAUGUCGCUAUGUAACUUCAUAUGAUUUUCAACCUUCAAUAAGUUUCCUUUCUUGGAUUGGCGCUGCGCGAGAUUCU
This is a messenger RNA of Dentiscutata heterogama, 219 nucleotides long. The record is from the annotation of a GenBank genome assembly. Lineage: Eukaryota; Fungi; Glomeromycota; Glomeromycetes; Diversisporales; Gigasporaceae.